Molecule: messenger RNA, 2094 nt
Organism: Nematolebias whitei (Rio pearlfish)
Lineage: Eukaryota; Metazoa; Chordata; Actinopteri; Cyprinodontiformes; Rivulidae
Gene: ilvbl
Product: ilvB (bacterial acetolactate synthase)-like
Exons: 10
Coding region: 113-1528 (471 amino acids)
Biological process (GO): L-valine biosynthetic process
Cellular component (GO): acetolactate synthase complex
Molecular function (GO): flavin adenine dinucleotide binding; acetolactate synthase activity; magnesium ion binding
Source: RefSeq, a predicted model, not a curated record
CACCUGAGUGUUUUUAGCCUAGCACGAAUCAAGCUAAAAAAAAAAGGUUACACCAUUAAUUUUAGCCAAGUUUCAUUUGCUUCAUAUGUAAGGCUUCGCCUCCCACCCCGACAUGGAGUCGUUUACAAUCCUCGGCAGUGUUCUUGGGUGCUCUGUUUGCGUUGCAGUAGGCGGGCUCGUGUUUGCUGCCUACAAACUUGGCGUUUUUUACCAAUUGUUUCACAAGACGGAGACAAAGAGCCCCCGGCAUGGAGGCGAGAGUGUGGCAGAGGUUCUCCGGGCUCAUGGAGUCAAGUUCCUCUUCACCCUUGUUGGUGGGCACAUCUCGCCUAUCCUGGUGGCAUGUGAGAAGGUUGGCAUCCGCGUCGUGGACACAAGACACGAGGCCACGGCUGUGUUUGCUGCUGACGCUGUGGCGCGGCUCUCAGGUACUGUUGGCGUCGCUGCAGUGACUGCCGGCCCCGGCCUGACCAACACGGUGACGGCUGUGAAGAAUGCUCAGAUGGCUGAAUCUCCUCUGCUGCUCCUAGGAGGAGCUGCUGCUACACUCCUACAGGGUAGAGGAGCGCUGCAAGACAUCGACCAGAUGUCCCUCUUCAAACCUCUCUGUAAGUUCUGCGCCUCCAUCCGGACGGUUCGAGAGAUCGUGCCCACACUCAGGAAGGCCCUGGCCAUCGCUCAGUCCGGAACACCUGGUCCUGUUUUCAUCGAGUUCCCCAUUGACACACUGUACCCUUACCACCUGGUGUCCCAGGAGUUCGCUGUGAAGAACCCCCCCAAAGGCCUGAUGGGAAAGUUUGUCUCCUGGUACCUCAACAACCACCUCAUGAACCUUUUCGCUGGAGCCUGGGAGACCAGAGAGGUUUCUCCGCUUCCUGUCCACGUCCCUCAGGCCACAGACGAUCAGUUACAGAAGUGUAUCGAGCUGCUGAGCCGGGCCAAGAAACCCGUCAUUCUUCUGGGAAGCCAAGCAACGUUACCGCCAACACCAGUGGAGGAUAUCCGAAAGGCUUUGGAGGACCUGGGUGUCCCCUGCUUCCUGGGGGGAAUGUCUCGUGGCAUGUUGGGUAAAGACAGCCCCAUACACAUUCGACAGAACCGACGAGAUGCUCUGAAAGAGGCCGACCUGGUCCUCCUGGCAGGCUACAUUUGUGUCGUUCAUCCAAGAGUACUUGGGGUCACAGGUCUUUGUUAUUUUGGGGGUCAGAAGCUAAAAGGUUUUGGAUCCACUGGAGUGGACUGGACACCAGUUAUAGCUGUGGUGGGAAACGACGCAUGCUGGAGUCAGAUAUCUCGAGAGCAGGUCCCCAUCCUGGGCAGCAACGUGGCAUGUGGCCUGUUUUUCACCGAUUAUCACACUGUGGCAGAUGGUUACGGUGGGAAGGGCUACCUUGUAGGACGAGAGAACGGGGAGCAGCUGAGUGACAUCAUCAGGAAGGUUCAGAAGGAGACCAGAGAGGGCAGAGCUACGCUCCUCAAUGUUCUGAUCGGGAAGACCAACUUCAGAGAGGGCUCCAUCUCUGUGUAGAGCUGCUGAGGACUUUCUUUUAAGUUUGUCUUCUUUUAUGAACUGUCCCAUUCUGCAAGGGGUUUCAGCUUUUAAAGUGAACCUUAAAGCCAUAUUUUAAUUGAAGAUAAAUUAUUUUCUGAUCUUCAGUAAGAGAGCCGUUAUUUACAGUAAGUUCUCGUCAAGACUUUAUCAGACUACACAAAAAACUAACAUUUUGACCCAUUAUUUCUGUGUAUUAUUACACUACUUCAGACCUGCCGCUCUCAGACUCAUGGCGAAAAAGAAAUUAUGCAUUUAAAAAGGGAAUGUGGGAUUAUUAGGACUCUUCUGUUCGUUUAUGGGUUUUCUCUUGUCAAGAUUAGACCUUUGGACAGCCUCUUACAGGUUUGGUAAAUAAACCAACAACUGGACUCACUCAUGAUGAUGGCAGUGAUUUUAUGUGACCACAAAACUUCUUGUGUAGAUCCAGGACUUGUUUAAGCCAUCGUGUCCUGUGGCGGCGGAUUGUUGGAAGUUUGGAGCGAUGUCUUUGAAUGCUGCUCUUUGCCUUUACAUGUUUGUUUGCAUUUUUUAAUGCUUUGCUG